GAUCACGUUCACCCCGCAAAAGCAGGAAAAGAAUUGAUCUAAAAACAUUUUCAUUCAAAUCAGUUCACGUUUAUUGUGUCGAUACGAGCAUGUAGCAUUCCUAUUAGGGACAAGAAGACUCAUUUUUUAAGCCAGUUACAUAAUGAGGCCCCUAAAAGAUGCCCAGCUGGGAGCCUUCACCUUUUUUGCCUCAGCUCUCCCACAUGAUGUCUGUGGAAGCAAUGGCCUCCCUCUCACCCCCAAUUCCAUCAAAAUCCUUGGACGUUUCCAGAUCCUUAAGACCAUCACGCACCCCAGACUCUGCCAGUAUGUGGACAUUUCCAGAGGAAAGCAUGAACGACUGACUGUUGUUGCUGAGCACUAUGCAAGCAGUUUAAGUGGUUUCAAACAAGGACAAACAGUCAGCCCAGACAAGGUGCUGCAAAUAGCCUAUGAAGUUCUUGAAGGUCUGGAGUUUAUGAACAAACAUGGUUUGGUGCACAGAGCCCUCAACCCACACAAUGUGCUCAUGGACUGCAAGGGGAAUGUCAAGCUGGCAAAGUUUGGCCUUUAUCACAUGACCGAUCGUGGGGCUGAUGUUGAUUUUCCCAUUGGCUACCCAUCAUACCUCGCUCCAGAGGCGAUUGCCCAGGGCUGCUUCCAUCCCACUGAUCCUUCACAUGAUGAAGCUCCUCUGCCCUCAGGACCAAAGACUGAUGUCUGGUCGCUUGGAGUUUUGCUCUUUGAAUUAUGUGCAGGGAGACGACUCCUGCAGAAAAUUGAUAUAAGUGAGAAAAUGAAAUUCAUUUUAACCUUGGGCUGCAUGGAUGACAUUGUCACUGUCCUUGCUGAGGAACAUGGAUGUUUGGACAUUAUUAAGGAGCUGCCGGAGAAUGUUCUUGACUUAUUAAGGAAAUGCUUGACCUUUCAUGCAUCUAAAAGGCCAACCCCUGCAGAGCUGCUGCGAGACCCUGUGUUUAAUGGAAUUUCGUGUCGGUAUGCACCUUUCCAGAAGCCUGUCAGCUUGUUUAGCUCCUCCCUGCGCUGUGCGCAUCUGGAGCUCCCAGAUGACAUCAGUGACCUUUGCAAAGAUGACGAUGAAACCUACUUGUCGGAGCGGGGUAUAGAUGAGGUGUACCAUUUGUGGUGUCUGGCUGGGGGAGACCUUGAGAAGGAGCUUACCAACAAGGGAAUCAUCCAGUCCAAACCUCCAAUCUGCACUCUGCCUAAUUUUGUCUUGGAGGAUGGGGAGUCAUUUGGCCAGGGCAGGGAUCGCAGUUUCUUGCUCGAUGACACCACAGUGACGCUGUCUCUUUGCCAACUCAAAAAUAGACUGAAGGAUGUAGCUGGAGAAGCCUAUUACCCUCUACUGGAAGAUGAACAGUCGAGUUUGCCGCAGUCCAAUAGCAGCAAUGAGCUGUCGGCCACCGUCACGCUGCCGCUCAUCAUUCGUGAGAGAGACACAGAGUACCAGCUCAUCCGCAUCAUCCUCUUUGACAGGCUGCUCAAGGCCUACCCUUACAAGAAGAACCUUGUGUGGAAAGAAGCCAGAGUGGAUAUUCCUCCUCUUGUUCGAGGACUGGCGUGGGCUGCACUGUUAGGCAUUGAGGGUGAUAUUCAAGCUAAGUAUGAGAGCAUAGACAAAGACACUCCUAUACCAACCGACAGACAGAUUGAGGUGGACAUCCCACGCUGCCACCAGUAUGACGAGCUGCUCUCAUCUCCUCAGGGCCACAUCAAGUUCAGGCGUGUGUUAAAAGCCUGGGUGGUCUCCCACCCUGACCUGGUCUAUUGGCAGGGUUUGGAUUCACUUUGUGCCCCGUUUCUAUAUUUGAACUUCAACAACGAAGCCUUGGCAUAUGCCUGCAUGUCUGCCUUCAUUCCCAAGUACUUGUACAACUUUUUCUUAAAGGACAACUCUCAUGUCAUCCAAGAGUAUUUGACUGUUUUCUCCCAAAUGAUUGCCUUUCAUGAUCCAGAGCUAAGCAACCAUCUAAAUGAGAUUGGCUUCAUCCCAGAUCUUUAUGCUAUUCCCUGGUUCCUAACCAUGUUUACACAUGUUUUUCCACUGCACAAGAUCUUCCAUCUGUGGGACACAUUGCUGCUGGGUAACUCCUCAUUCCCGUUUUGCAUUGGUGUUGCCAUAUUGCAGCAACUCAGGGACCGACUCUUGGCUAAUGGCUUCAAUGAAUGCAUCCUGCUCUUCUCUGACCUGCCAGAGAUUGACAUUGAGCGCUGUGUUCGGGAGUCUAUCACCCUCUUCUGCUGGACUCCAAAGAGUGCUACGUAUCGACAGCAUGCUCAGCCAACAAAACUCGUCGGUGACAGUGGCUUUGGGAAAACCACAACAUACUUCUCAACUGACUACCAGGACAUGCCCAAGACCGACUUGUGUCGGGAGCCCCUGGCGCUGUGUGACCUGAAAGCAGAAGUUUCUCCCAGAAUCUCAGCCGAGGACUUAAUCGACCUUUGCGACCUGUCACUGGCCGGACCCUCAAAAAGGAACAAAACUGGCAAACCCAAAAUCGUAACCGUGGACAUCCGAAGCACUGAGGACUUUGGUAGAGGCCACAUUUCUGGUAGCAUCAACAUUCCCUUCAAUACGGUGUUCAGUCCUGAUGGUGAACUGGUGCAAUGUCCCGCAACAGGAGCCUUACAGAACUACAGAGGACGUGUUAUUGUGGUGAUCAGCCAUGCCAUGAAGAGUGCUGCUAUGUUUGCUGCACAUCUGGUCAAGGUGAAUUUUUCCCGUGUUUGUAUCUUGGAUGGAGGGAUCAACAAGCUGAAGCCCACUGGACUCCUCACUGUCCCGUCCCCUCAGAUAUGACCCUAUUCCUCAACUUCAACAGAACAAAAGGGACAGGCUUGAAAACUGUGCACUGUGUUAUUAGCUGAGUGAAAAGAAGCAUGUCAGAAAACUAAAAUUGUUACUGUUUUGCAAAAUAUGCAUUUAAAAUAUUCAUCUUAUCCCAGUUUGAUCUUGAUGGAGAUGUCACCAAAUAGCUAUUGUGAUGGAUUUUUUUUUUUUUUUUUUUUUUUUCUGGUAACUUUUUUGUAAGCAGUGUCGUUUCCUUGCUAUAAAAAAAAUCAGCAUCCUGUACCUGAUGUAUGUGUGGCAAUCAAAUAAAAUAAUUUCUGUGG
This is a messenger RNA of Melanotaenia boesemani (Boeseman's rainbowfish), 3120 nucleotides long. It is a transcript of the gene tbck, whose product is annotated as TBC1 domain containing kinase. Gene Ontology annotation, molecular function: ATP binding; protein kinase activity; GTPase activator activity. Lineage: Eukaryota; Metazoa; Chordata; Actinopteri; Atheriniformes; Melanotaeniidae. The transcript is spliced from 26 exons. Gene Ontology annotation, biological process: activation of GTPase activity; protein phosphorylation. Bases 143 to 2806 code for a protein of 887 amino acids. The record is from RefSeq and is a predicted model, not a curated record.